Molecule: messenger RNA, 529 nt
Organism: Dioscorea cayenensis subsp. rotundata (Guinea yam)
Lineage: Eukaryota; Viridiplantae; Streptophyta; Magnoliopsida; Dioscoreales; Dioscoreaceae
Product: protein transport protein Sec61 subunit gamma
Exons: 3
Coding region: 63-272 (69 amino acids)
Biological process (GO): post-translational protein targeting to membrane, translocation; protein targeting
Cellular component (GO): Ssh1 translocon complex; membrane
Molecular function (GO): transmembrane protein transporter activity
Source: RefSeq, a predicted model, not a curated record
UUUUUUUCGUGUGAUCUUCUUCUUCGAUUGCUAGGGUUUCUCUUUCUCUCUCGCUUGGUCUUAUGGAUGCCCUUGAUUCCGUCGUUGAUCCUUUGCGCGAGUUCGCCAAAGACAGUGUCCGCCUUGUCAAGCGCUGCCACAAGCCUGAUCGCAAAGAGUUCACGAAAGUGGCGGUUCGGACGGCGAUCGGAUUCGUGGUGAUGGGGUUCGUAGGGUUCUUCGUUAAGCUCAUCUUCAUCCCCAUUAACAACAUCAUCGUCGGAUCCGGCUAGGUGUAGAACAGACCUUAGGGAUUACCUCAAAUGUUUGCACAACAAGGCACCAGCUUCCUCCAAUGCUUUCCAGAAUAGAGUUCAAUGCCAUCAUUUCUUUCUUCCUCAUGACCUCCCUUCCUAAGACCUUGUACUUUUUUUUUGUACUUAACACUAGGUUUUUGACCUAUUUUACAUAAAGUUCAUGGACAAGGGUGGCUAGUUUCUGUUGUUGAAUGUUUUUCCUUAUUGAUGCAUCAUUUGUGAUUUAGGCCCCA